AUGUUGGAAGACCAGUUAUACUGCGACAAGUGCGGGUUUCCACCUGAGUAUUGCGAGUAUUCUGCGGUAUGCAUGGGAACAAAAAAAGAGGCGCCUCUAAAACCAGAUGCAAAGAUAGUUGUUACUACAAAGAGGGUUUCAGGGAAUAAGCGCGUGACUCUUGUUAAAAACCUUCACUUGCUAAUGAACAGCACAAAGAUGAAGGAGUUGGCAAAGAAGUGCUCAAAGACAAUUGCAUGCGGAUCUACUCUUAUAAAGAACGGGAGCGGUACAGAAGACAUUUCUGUACAAACAUCAGAGGACUAUAAAGUGAUAGAAAUACUUGUUAAAUCCGGUGUACCAAGCAAUCGUAUAGACAGAAUAGUGAAGUAG
Nematocida parisii ERTm1 is the source of this 372-nucleotide messenger RNA. RefSeq lists its product as uncharacterized. The coding region runs from base 1 to 372 and encodes 123 amino acids. Gene Ontology annotation, molecular function: mRNA binding; translation initiation factor activity. The transcript has a single exon. Lineage: Eukaryota; Fungi; Microsporidia. The record is from RefSeq and is a predicted model, not a curated record. Gene Ontology annotation, biological process: formation of translation preinitiation complex; translation reinitiation.